Messenger RNA from Anopheles cruzii, 1169 nucleotides. RefSeq names its product F-box/LRR-repeat protein 15 (gene jet). Gene Ontology annotation, cellular component: SCF ubiquitin ligase complex. NCBI's taxonomy places the organism in Eukaryota, Metazoa, Arthropoda, Insecta, Diptera, Culicidae. The record is from RefSeq and is a predicted model, not a curated record. Bases 155 to 1021 code for a protein of 288 amino acids. The transcript has 2 exons. Gene Ontology annotation, biological process: SCF-dependent proteasomal ubiquitin-dependent protein catabolic process.
UUUGCGCGAAGGAAAAAUGACAAGUUUUAGUUCACAGGAAAAUAUCAAAAAGAAGAAUCAAAACAUUAAGUGCUAAAAUGUAGGUUCUUACCUCCUCCUAUAAUCUUCGUCGUGCCAACUCUCUCCGCUUUAUCCGGUAGCCUGGCCACCCACAAUGGCAGAAGACGAUGAAAACGAUGCCAUGAGCCUUUUCGACAUCGCCUGGGAGGACGUGCUGUAUGUAAAGUUAUUUCCCCUGUUGUCGCUAAAAGACAAGUUCAACCUGCGAUGCUGCUCGAAGCUGACCAAGUCGUUCGUUGACCACGGUUUCCGGCGAAUGCGGGAAGUUAAUCUGUCUGGUAACAACUCCCCCACCGUUGCCGUGGCGUUCGAAGUGCUAGCACGGAAUUGUCGUAACGUAAGGGUGCUCAAUCUGGCACGAUGCCACUGGAUCGACGACAGCAACCUGUUCCCGUUUCUACAGGACAACCACCGGUUGUCGAAAAUCAAUAUUAGCGACUGCCCCAAGGUAACGACCCGAUCGAUGCAGCCCGUCAUCAUUGCCUGCAAACAGUUGACCACGCUGAAGCUGGCCCAUUGCCACUGGCUUACGAUCGGGGCGAUCGAAGCUCUCACGCUGCAUCACACCAAAAUACAGGAGCUGGACGUGUCGUAUUGCGCUACACUGAAUGAGCGAUGCAUCUCGGUGUUUCUGUUGAACUGUCGCACCUUGAGGACACUCUCCCUGGCAAACGUACCGGCCGUAACGGAUAACUUGCUGUUUGCGAUCGCGAAACACUCGAAGCUGAUCAAACACCUUAACCUGAUCGGUUGCUACAUGAUCACGGAUCGCGGCAUUGGAGCUCUUGCACUGUGCUGCAAAGAACUAGAGUCGCUGAUGGUACGCGAGUGUCCACAUGUAACGGAGCGAAGCCUAGCGCUGAUUCGUGGCCGGGUGUUCAUCGAUCGACCACGACUGUUCCAACCCGAUAUGAACAUGGUUCCGAACAUGGGCAUUCCCCGGCUUUAUCUGCAGGUUUAGAGCAGGACAUCGUGAAAUUGAACCCUGGCACCGAUGAUAAUAAGAGCAGCUUCAAGAAGCGUGAUAACUGCUGUAGUUAACUGUUUCGUUUUAAAUAGAUAGUAAGAUGUUUUGUUUGAUAUUGGAAUAAAUGUAAUUUAUUGAUACA